Seriola dumerili (greater amberjack) is the source of this 2042-nucleotide messenger RNA. RefSeq names its product maternal B9.15 protein-like. Gene Ontology annotation, cellular component: nucleus; cytoplasm. The transcript is spliced from 5 exons. NCBI's taxonomy places the organism in Eukaryota, Metazoa, Chordata, Actinopteri, Carangiformes, Carangidae. Gene Ontology annotation, biological process: negative regulation of cell population proliferation; negative regulation of mitotic cell cycle. The record is from RefSeq and is a predicted model, not a curated record. Bases 140 to 994 code for a protein of 284 amino acids.
CAACAUGUGCUGACCAUAAUAACUCUUACACAUCAGCAAGGAGAGACACGCAGCCACGAUACGAGAAGGAGCCGAGGACACGCACCGACCGCUGGACAUUCACACACUGUACUGUUUCCUUCUGUUUUUUCACCACAUCAUGAAAAGAGAGGUGAAGGCUGGAGUCAACUUCCUCAAACGCCUGGUUGUGGCACGUGGCAAGCUCGAUGAAGCCAAAGCAGAAUUGUUUUCUGAGAAGCUGCAGAAACUUUUAUGUGACAAAUAUGAGGGUCACUGGUACCCCGACUGCCCCAGCAAAGGGCAGGCAUACAGAUGCAUUCGUGUAAAUAACGGCGUGCUCUGCGAUGAAGUGGUCCUGAAGGCAUGUGAGGAGAGUGAGCUCACAGCCAUUGAGCUGGGCCUACCGCCUGAGAUCACAGUGUGGAUCGACCCACUGGAGGUGUGUGCGAGAUCUGGAGAGAACAGCAGGCCCUUCACUAUAACCAGUUUCGAAGACGAAGAGGAGGGGAGGGAAGGCAUGAAGGGAGAACAGGAUGACUCGAUAAACCUGGACACGUCAGAUUACCACUCUGCUACCUCUUCAGAUUGUGGUUCCACCGCGUCGAGUGACACGGAGGAGGAGGCAAGGGAGGGCGCGAUGGAGGGAGAGCAAGAAAAAGAGGAGAAGGAAGUUGUCAAGAAGGAUGCGGCAGAAGGCGACACCUACACAAUAAUGAUGGUACCCAGGAUUCGCAAGCGACAGGGAGAAGGACCAAAUAAGAUCAAAUACGUCAGAAAUUUGCUCCCUGCUAGCCUCCAGUACUAUUACCACCCUGCACCAGUUUGGCCUCAGUACAAGAAGGGCGCUCCAGUGUUCCUCACCACAGUGUGCGCACCUCCGGCUCCACCGCCUCCGCCCCAGCAGGUAUUUGGCUACUACAUCUUGCCGCAGCCAUCUCCGCAGUUCAUCCUGCCUCAGGCCAGUCUGCAGCCGUGGGGAGCUGUGAAGGGUUAGACCAUCCAGGAACCCGUGGGGUGAAGGCGGAUAGAGCAUUAUAAGCUCCUUCAACUGAGCCGUUUCCUGUCAGGUCUCUGAGUUCAGCUAAACCUGGGCCAAAAAGAACAUUUUCACUGUAUAGCUCACUGUUGUUCCUUGCACAACCUGUAAUAAUUCGUCUCUCCUUUUGAAUUCCAUUGCAUUGUAAUUGAUUACUUGUACUCAGCACAGAGAUACCACUGAACUUGUGUGAAAACUGUUUCCUGUUAAGUCUGCACUGCUAAUGUUUUUUUUUUUUUUUUUACAUACUGUACACAUUAAGAAUGACUUCAGUCACCGGGUGCUUGGACUAACUCAGGGACUCUCAGCAAUAUGCUCAAUGCCAAAUAAUUGUCUUUUCAGGUGUUAUUUCUAUUAAUUCAAUCUCUGUCAGUUUCACCAGAUGUGGUCCACUGUGUGUACUUCACAGUUAAUCAAUGUAAAAUGUGAUUCAGGGUUUUAUCUAUUGUAGCUAGAGUGACAAAAUCUGUAUAUUAAGAAGAAUAUUUUUACUAAACUGCUUGUAAAUAAUAGAGAACUUAGAUACCACACACUUUCUAAUAUUAGUCUUUUUGUCUUAAUUUAUUUGGCCACCAGUGGAUGGCGCUCAACUCACAGCUAAUACAUGAAAUUGUAUUUUUUAUUUUUUUUUUUAUUAACAGUUGCUGCUGAAUAUUGCAAAUCUAACUUCACAGAACACAAGCGUGGUUUUAAACUGCUUAAACUCUUUCUGCUGUCAACAAAAUGCAAAGACAUGCUUCUUAUUCAGGUGAAAUUUAGGGGCUGCUUAAAGCUGUGUUUAAAAGAAAAAAAAUAAAGUUUUAAAGUUUUUGAAAAUCCGCUACCAGUAUAUAUUCUGAAUACAAUCACAUUUCACUCACUGAUUCUUAUGUACUGCGAUUAUUUAAUUAUUUGGAUGUAUAUUUAUUUACUGCCCAUGCAGCUUUGAAGCUCAUCUGCCUACUUAAACAUUGUUUUUCUUUUGCAUUUACUUUUUUUUUUUUUUUACUGCAAUGGAUUAAAUCAC